ACUCUGCAGGAAGUCCGGUGUUGAUGAUGGCUCUAUUGCUCAAUAGCCAGUAGCGGGGGUCCCGGCUCUUGGCCUGAUUCCGUCCCCACACCCGACCCGGCAUAGUCCGGGUGAGACUGCGGCGGCGGCGGCGGCGGCGACUCCGCCCGCCGCCAUGCACGACGCCUUUGAACCGGUGCCGAUUCUAGAAAAGCUGCCUCUGCAGAUCGACUGUCUGGCUGCCUGGGAGGAAUGGCUGCUUGUUGGAACGAAACAAGGUCAUCUUCUUCUCUAUAGGAUUCGGAAGGAUGUUGGUUGCAACAGGUUUGAAGUGACAUUAGAGAAAUCCAAUAAGAACUUCUCCAAAAAGAUUCAGCAGAUCCAUGUGGUUUCCCAGUUUAAGAUUCUGGUCAGCUUGUUAGAAAAUAAUAUUUAUGUCCAUGACCUACUGACAUUUCAACAAAUCACUACAGUUUCCAAGGCAAAGGGAGCAUCACUGUUCACAUGUGACCUCCAGCACACAGAGACUGGGGAGGAGGUGUUGCGGAUGUGUGUGGCUGUGAAAAAGAAGCUGCAGCUCUAUUUCUGGAAAGACAGGGAAUUUCAUGAAUUGCAGGGGGACUUCAGUGUACCAGAUGUGCCCAAGUCCAUGGCAUGGUGUGAAAAUGCUAUCUGUGUGGGUUUCAAGAGAGACUACUACCUAAUAAGGGUAGAUGGAAAAGGGUCCAACAAAGAGCUAUUUCCAACAGGAAAACAGCUGGAGCCCUUAGUUGCACCUCUGGCAGAUGGAAAGGUGGCUGUGGGUCAGGAUGAUCUCACCGUGGUGCUCAAUGAGGAGGGGAUCUGCACACAGAAGUGUGCCCUGAACUGGACAGACAUCCCAGUGGCCAUGGAGCACCAGCCUCCCUACAUCAUUGCAGUGUUGCCUCGAUAUGUGGAGAUCCGGACAUUUGAGCCAAGGCUUCUGGUCCAGAGCAUUGAAUUGCAAAGGCCCCGUUUCAUUACCUCAGGAGGAUCAAACAUUAUCUAUGUGGCCAGCAACCAUUUUGUUUGGAGACUCAUUCCAGUCCCCAUGGCAACCCAAAUCCAACAGCUUCUCCAGGACAAGCAGUUUGAAUUGGCUCUGCAGCUUGCAGAAAUGAAAGAUGAUUCCGACAGUGAAAAACAGCAACAGAUCCAUCACAUCAAGAACUUGUAUGCCUUCAACCUCUUCUGCCAGAAGCGUUUUGAUGAGUCCAUGCAGGUCUUUGCUAAACUUGGCACAGAUCCUACACAUGUGAUGGGCCUGUACCCAGACCUGCUACCCACAGACUACAGGAAGCAGCUACAGUAUCCUAACCCGCUGCCUGUGCUCUCUGGGGCUGAGUUGGAGAAGGCUCACUUAGCUCUGAUUGACUACCUGACACAGAAACGAAGCCAAUUGGUCAAGAAGCUGAAUGACUCUGAUCACCAGUCUAGCACCUCCCCGCUCAUGGAAGGCACUCCUACCAUCAAAUCCAAGAAGAAGCUGCUGCAAAUCAUCGACACCACCCUGCUCAAGUGCUACCUCCAUACGAACGUGGCCCUGGUGGCCCCCUUGCUGCGCCUGGAGAACAACCACUGCCACAUCGAAGAGAGCGAGCACGUGCUGAAGAAGGCUCACAAGUACAGCGAACUGAUCAUCCUGUACGAGAAGAAGGGGCUCCAUGAGAAAGCUCUGCAGGUGCUGGUGGACCAGUCCAAGAAAGCGAAUUCCCCUCUGAAAGGCCAUGAGAGGACAGUGCAGUACCUGCAACAUCUGGGCACAGAAAACCUGCAUUUGAUUUUUUCCUACUCAGUGUGGGUGCUGAGAGACUUUCCAGAGGAUGGGCUGAAGAUAUUUACUGAGGACCUCCCAGAGGUGGAGUCUCUGCCACGAGACCGAGUGCUUGGCUUCUUAGUGGAGAAUUUUAAGGGUCUGGCAGUUCCUUAUCUGGAACACGUCAUCCACGUUUGGGAGGAGACGGGCUCUCGGUUCCACAACUGCCUGAUCCAGCUGUACUGUGAGAAGGUGCAAGGUCUGAUGAAGGAGUAUCUCCUGUCCUUCCCUGCAGGCAAAACUCCAGUCCCUGCUGGUGAGGAAGAAGGAGAGCUGGGAGAAUACCGACGGAAGCUCCUUAAGUUCUUGGAAAUUUCUAGCUACUAUGACCCAGGCCGGCUCAUCUGUGAUUUUCCUUUUGAUGGCCUCUUAGAAGAGCGUGCUCUCUUGCUGGGACGCAUGGGGAAACACGAACAAGCUCUCUUUAUCUAUGUCCACAUCCUGAAGGAUACGAGAAUGGCUGAAGAGUACUGCCACAAGCAUUAUGACCAAAAUAAAGAUGGCAACAAAGAUGUGUAUCUGUCCCUGCUCCGGAUGUACCUGUCCCCGCCCAGUGUUCACUGCCUGGGGCCAAUCAAGCUGGAACUGCUGGAGCCACAAGCCAACCUCCAAGCCGCCCUGCAGGUCCUCGAGCUGCACCAUGGCAAACUGGAUACCACCAAGGCCAUCAACCUUCUGCCAGCGAACACUCAGAUUAACGAUAUACGCAUCUUUCUGGAAAAGGUCUUGGAAGAGAAUGCACAAAAGAAACGGUUCAAUCAAGUGCUCAAGAACCUUCUCCAUGCAGAGUUCCUGAGGGUCCAGGAAGAGCGGAUUUUACACCAGCAGGUGAAGUGCAUCAUCACAGAGGAGAAGGUGUGCAUGGUGUGUAAGAAGAAAAUUGGGAACAGUGCAUUUGCAAGAUACCCCAAUGGGGUGGUCGUGCACUAUUUCUGCUCCAAAGAGGUCAACCCAGCUGACACCUGAGGCCAGCAAGCCGAAGACUGAGCAGCGGACAGCUCGGCUAUCCCAGAGGCGGGGAGAGCCCCGGCCUGGGGAAUCGGGGGCUGCUGCCACCACCAGGAGUCUCCCCAUUUGGACACUACUGGCUACCUUGUGCCGUGGAACAUCUCUGAAUCAAAGAGACUUGUGCUCUGGCGUUGCCAGACUUUUAAUAGAGAAAGCAAUUAGUUACACCUUAUAUACCAUUAUGUUGCAGGCAAUUCCGGAGAAUUUUAUACCUGCUUGGACAGGAGGAGAUGGGGAAGGGCACCAUCCUGUCUUUGCAUUCCAAUCACCCGAAUAAGGAAACUGUCUCAGGUGUUUGCAACCCUGGGGUUGUUUAUUCCAAGUUUUCUAUUAAGAUACAUGCAGGACUUCACAGGAGCCCUCAGCUCGGCUGCCUGAAGGCCUGGAGUACCAGAGCUCCUCUGGCUGCAAAGACCAAAUGGCCCGUCCUCUAGGUAAUGCUGGUCACUUUGUAGUCACUGACCCUGUGUCCCCCCACCAGUCUCCCCACUCGGCUCUUUAUUUUUCAGUCUCCUUCACUUUCUACUUAUUUUUUUCCUUUAUCUCACCCCCCACUUCUCCACCCAGGCUUUCUCUCCUAUUUUCCUGACACCGGGAAUAACUAGUAUUUUAAACAAGGUAAAAUGAGAAGCAAGAGGAAGUCCCAGUUUCUAGGAACACAUUGCUCGAUUGUCAGGUGUGUUGUAAAUAGAUUCUCCCUGGACUGUAUGCACUGUGCCUGGAAGCUUAGGAGAGCCUCAUUCUCGGUCCCUCAGGGCCGAGUGUGACGGCUGCUCUAACGGUGGGCUGCCCUGGGUAUGUGACCUCUUGGCAGGUGUCCGCAGAGGCCCCUGCUCCUGGUUCAUCCACCAGCCACCCAGGGCAGGUUGGUUUAGGCUUUCUGAGCAGAGUGCUUUGUGCUCUGGGCACCUUUCUCUUCCCAGCCAGUGUCAUCCGCCUACCUUACACCUUGGCCUGGCCAUUGUUCUCCAGCUUUGUUUUGCAGGGGUUGGAGGAUGGCUCUGGGAUAUGGUAGGUAGGUGGAUCUCUGCUACACACAGAGAACGAUCAGAUCAGGAACUGACACUGACGUGAUGUAGGGCGUGCUUGUGAGGUGCUUGGGGACAGCCGAGAGCCGAGCUGCUGGCAGCAGGAGUUUGUGACAUAACUCACUGCCAGAUCCGCUAGGCACUUGUUUGUGUUUGGAGGAGACCCUGCCUCCCACGGGGCUCUAGAGCCCACAGGAGGGGUGCCUAGCACUGCAGGCUGAGGACACAGGGACUGCGGCCCUGCAUCCUGUCCUACUGGGGAUUUUGUAGAUGCAUCGUCUUGUUACCCCAGUGUUUCUAACAGUAAUGAGGGUAUGUGACAGCACCCGAUACUGACACUGUUCUAGUGGCCUGUCCUUGACAUGAGAUCCUUUCGAAACUUCAGCACCGUGCUGUCUGGGGCCUGUGUUGUAGCCUGACUUGCUGGUGUAGAUGAGGCUCCUCCCAGGCACGCUCUCUGCAGGGGGUCUGAAGGGACGGAGUGAGGGCCGUCAGCAUCGUUCACAGAGGCAGGGCACUCUGCUCAGGUUUGGGAGGCCGAGCAGUGCUUCACAAGAUCCAUGUCCCACUGGCCACACCCCCGCUGAGAUGCAGUGCUGCCCGGGGCCCUGUUUGCAGCGGCUUGGACUGAGCUUCCGCUGGGAGCAGCUGCAGAAACUGGCCCCGCCCCGAGCACCCUGCCUUCCCCGCCUGCGGUGUGUGUAUCUCCCUACCUGUGUGGCACACGUGUUUGAAGCAGUAGAAUGAAGAAUGUGUGUUUCCUUCCCUUCUGGAAUACAUAAAUGACCCAGUUUUCCUGAACUCCAUUCUCCUUCCCUGGACUCUCUGCCCUCUGUGGAGGUGUGGAGAAGGCUGGAGAUGAAAGCUCUGUAGUGAGGACGACGAAGAUCUCUCAUAAUAAACAUCAUGAAGUACGAAA
Molecule: messenger RNA, 4771 nt
Organism: Mesoplodon densirostris (Blainville's beaked whale)
Lineage: Eukaryota; Metazoa; Chordata; Mammalia; Artiodactyla; Ziphiidae
Gene: VPS39
Product: VPS39 subunit of HOPS complex
Exons: 25
Coding region: 155-2782 (875 amino acids)
Biological process (GO): autophagy; vesicle-mediated transport; endosomal vesicle fusion
Cellular component (GO): membrane; cytoplasm
Molecular function (GO): protein binding
Source: RefSeq, a predicted model, not a curated record